Trichogramma pretiosum is the source of this 4730-nucleotide messenger RNA. It is a transcript of the gene Upf1, whose product is annotated as regulator of nonsense transcripts 1 homolog. The coding region runs from base 292 to 3660 and encodes 1122 amino acids. Gene Ontology annotation, cellular component: cytoplasm. Gene Ontology annotation, biological process: nuclear-transcribed mRNA catabolic process, nonsense-mediated decay. Lineage: Eukaryota; Metazoa; Arthropoda; Insecta; Hymenoptera; Trichogrammatidae. The record is from RefSeq and is a predicted model, not a curated record. The transcript is spliced from 5 exons. Gene Ontology annotation, molecular function: DNA binding; ATP binding; RNA binding.
CCAAGUUCACUCGGCAGCUUCGAUUCGACCAUCAUCAGUUCUCUCUGUCUCUUUGGUUUUUCUGUUUACUUGCUGCGCGCUGCUUUCGCUUCACGCGUUGACGUGCUUGUGAAUGCGUAUACGAUUUAGAUCGUGCUCGGCUGUUCAGUGUAACGUACUACGUAGUGUGGGUGCGAGAUAUAGAAGCAGUACGAGCCUCGCGAUCGUCGUUGGACAAGCGAGCUUCAGCAACCCUUUCAACAUCAUCUUCGUGACUUUGAAUCGUUGCCUCUUAUUUUAACGACGACAAUCAUGAGUGUCGACGCUUACGGACCUAGCAGUCAAGGAACUUUAACGUUCUUCGACAAUAUAGCCGACGACAUUCACGCGGAUACUCAGAAUGAUGAUUAUCAAUUUACGGAUUUCUCCAUGCCCGAGGCCAGUCAACCAACAGCGACGGCCACCAAGCUGGAGACCAGAAAAUCUACUCAACCACCUCAAAAUGUUCAGGUGAAUGGUAUCGUGUCUGCAUCAGCUUUAGAUCUAAAAAUUUCUGGGGCAGCUCAAUCAUUGGCUGAUUUACAAUUUGAAGAAGAAGAAGAAGAAGCUUUUUACAAUAACAAGGACCUUCCUGACCAUGCUUGUAAGUACUGUGGGAUACAUGAAGCCUCGUGCGUUGUUAUGUGUAAUUGCUGUCGCAAAUGGUUUUGCAACAGUCGUGGAAAUACAUCUGGAUCGCACAUUGUUAACCAUCUUGUUCGUGCAAAACAUAAAGAAGUUACUUUGCAUCGGCUUGGACCCCUAGGAGAAACUGUUCUUGAGUGCUACGUUUGUGCUACAAGGAAUGUAUUUGUGCUUGGAUACAUUCCUGCAAAGACCGAAUCUGUGGUCAUUCUUUUGUGUAGACAACCUUGCGCCGCUCAAACCAAUUUAAAAGAUAUGAAUUGGGAUCAAAAUCAGUGGAAACCAUUGAUUCAAGAUCGUGGUUUUGUCAAAUGGCUUGUUAAAAUACCAACUGACCAAGAGCAAUUAAGAGCUAGACAAAUAACAGCAAUGCAAAUCAAUAAGUUGGAAGAGCUGUGGCGUGAUAAUAUUGAUGCCACGUUCCAAGAUCUUGAAAAACCUGGUGUUGAUGAAGAACCACAAAAUGUUUUGCUGAGGUAUGAAGAUGCCUAUCAAUACCAAAACAUUUUUGGGCCUUUAGUUAAGUUGGAAUCAGAUUAUGAUAAACGAUUAAAAGAAUCCCAAACCCAAGAAAAUAUUGAAGUACGUUGGGAUGUUGGAUUAAAUAAAAAAUCCAUCGCUUACUUUGUUUUGGCAAAAACAGAUGGAGAUAUGAAGCUCAUGCAUGGAGAUGAAUUACGUUUAAGAUAUCUGGGAGAAAUGCACAAGCCAUGGAAUGGAGUUGGUCAUGUUAUUAAAAUUCCAGACAAUUAUGGCGAAGAAGUUGGAAUAGAAUUGAAGACGAGUUCAGGCGCUCCUACUGAUUGUACAAGUAAUUUUGUAGUAGAUUUCAUUUGGAAAAGUACAAGUUUUGAUAGAAUGCAACAAGCUCUGCGAAAAUUUGCAGUUGAUGACAGCGCCGUUUCUGCAUACAUCUACCACCGUCUUUUAGGGCAUGAAAUCGAAGAUGCUGUCUAUCGAGUGUCACAUCCCAAGCAUUAUAGCGCGCCCAACUUACCUGAUUUAAAUCGUUCUCAAGUUUAUGCCGUCAAGCAAACUCUUCAGCGUCCGUUGGUCUUAAUUCAAGGACCACCCGGAACCGGCAAAACUGUGACCAGCGCUACCAUUGUUUAUCAGUUGGUUAAGCAAAACAACGGUGGUGCUGUGCUCGUGUGUGCACCAUCUAAUACUGCAGUCGAUCAGCUGACUGAAAAAAUCCACAAGACCAAUCUCAAAGUUGUAAGAUUAUGUGCCAAAAGUCGAGAAGCUAUUGAUUCACCCGUAAGCUUCCUGGCUCUCCAUAAUCAAAUUAAAAACAUGGAAACCAACAGCGAAUUGAUAAAACUGCAACAGUUGAAAGAUGAGACUGGCGAACUAUCGAGCGUCGAUGAAAAACGCUACAGAUUGCUGAAAAAAGCAGCUGAAAAAGAGCUGCUCGACGCUGCAGACGUUAUCUGCUGCACUUGCGUCGGUGCGGGUGAUCCUCGACUACAGAGAAUCAAGUUUAACUCGAUCCUCAUUGACGAGAGCAUGCAAGCCACAGAGCCAGAAUGUAUGGUGCCCGUCGUUCUCGGAGCUAAGCAGCUUAUAUUAGUUGGCGACCACUGCCAGCUCGGUCCCGUAGUCAUGUGCAAGAAGGCUGCUAGGGCUGGACUAUCGCAGUCUCUGUUUGAGAGACUGGUCGUGCUUGGCAUCAGACCCUUCAGACUCGAAGUUCAAUAUCGUAUGCACCCAGUGUUAUCGAAAUUCCCGUCUAAUUUCUUCUAUGAGGGCUCUCUGCAGAAUGGAGUAUGCGCUGACGAGCGAAAACUUCCUAAAAUGGAUUUUCCUUGGCCGCAAAAGGACAAGCCGAUGUUAUUCUACGUGACGCAAGGUCAAGAAGAAAUCGCUGGCAGUGGCACAUCUUAUCUAAAUCGCACAGAAGCUGCUAAUGUUGAAAAAUUAGCUACCAAGUUUUUGCGUUCUGGAAUUAAACCCGAUCAAAUUGGUGUUGUUACACCUUACGAAGGCCAAAGAGCUUAUUUAGUCCAAUACAUGCAGUACCACGGACCCCUUCAUUCGCAGCAGUACCAAGAAAUAGAAGUAGCUAGUGUCGAUGCCUUCCAGGGACGAGAAAAAGACAUAAUCAUCAUGUCUUGCGUUCGGUCGAACGAGCACCAGGGAAUCGGUUUCUUGAACGAUCCGAGAAGAUUAAAUGUUGCUCUAACUCGAGCUAAAUAUGGCAUCAUCAUAGUCGGCAAUCCUAGAGUUCUGUCUAAGCAACCCUUGUGGAAUCAUUUGUUGUGCUUCUAUAAAGAACAAAAGGUUUUGGUCGAAGGUCCAUUCAAUAAUCUCAAAGAGUCGAUGAUCCAAUUUUCGAAGCCUAAAAAAAUCAUCAAUUCGGCUAACCCUGGAUCGCACUUCAUGGUGACUACCACGUAUGACGCCAGAGAAGCCAUGAUCCCGGGUUCCGUUUACGAUCGGUCGGGUGCCCAAAUGAAUGGACAAGUACCGAAUCACUUUUACCCACGUAAUCUGCCCAUGGAUCCGUUCGCGAGGAAUCACGAUACCAUAAGCUACAUCAGUCCGGAACGAGCUCAAGCUGCCAUGAGCAAUGUACCGGUUCCAGUGGGUAUGUUCAUGAAUAUGACGCAUGUACCCCCGAGAUUCUUCAACCAGCAUCAACAAGCGGUACAGGCAAGGCAGUCGCAAACUACGAAGCGCCGUGGAAAUACCAGAGUUAAUAAUUCUAGAUUAAAUGCACCAAAUGCACGCACAGCUAAGCUGAGUCAAACGGAGCAGCAAACGCAACUUUUGAGUCAGCCGGGUUUUGCUCCCACUCAGAGUACCCAAGUGUCACAACCUGGCUUCAGUCUGUCACAACCUGGCUUAUCGCAAAAUGAAUUGUCUCAAGAUUCGUACUCAGUCGGCACCUUUCCUUCUCAUCCUGAAGGAUUAUUUUCGCAAGAUUCUACUUAUCAAGGAUUCUUCACUUCUGGACAGUCGCAACCAAGUGGACAGCUUUCGCAGCCUUAUUGAGCCAAUGAAAUGAUGGGUAUACCAUUGCAUUUGUCGUGCAAAUAAGUCGCGGGAGCGACUGAAACAAAUCACACACAAUUCUUAAACUCAACGAGAUCACUUUAGACUAACAGAAGUGAUCAACCGAUAAUUGAAAGUUCUUUCUUUAAACAUCUGCACAUGUCUAUGUUGCAAGGAAGAGAGAAUAUCAUAACUCGGAUGGAAGAGAAUCCAUACCCACCAACGGUUAACGUAAUGUCUGCUAUUGAUUCAAGUUUUACGGCCUACAAUACAUGACAAAGUGAUAUUCAAGUCAACGGGUAAUUGAAUUAAAAUGAAACGACAACGUGAGAGCAAAUACACUGUUUGUCAACCAUAAUUCGAUCAAGUAUAGCGCAUUUCGAAUCGUGUAACUGAGAAAUAAAUAGAAAAUACUUCUUUUGCUGGUGAAAAGACAAGAAUAUGUUUGAGGUCGGUAUUUUUAGCUGUUAAAUUCGAUUUUUCGGCUAACAGAGUAGCAGCAAAAUGACAGUACUAUGCGUGUUAAUUCACGGGGGAAAUUUUUUCAUAAAGAUUUCUAUAGAUUUAGUUUACUUGGGCAUUUCGAAAUCGCUAAAUAAAAUUUGGAUUAUCAACAUGUACAAAUAAUUGAAACCAAUUCAAUAGAAUAUAACGGUUUUUUUUUUGACUCAGAAUACUUACGAUACACUUAGAACAGUAUCAAUAAUUUACGUUCUCUGCAUUAAUAUUGAUUUUAUAUUGAAAAAUUUUUGAUUUUUUUUAAUAAAUAAAGUGUCAAGGCCACUUACCAAGCAAACACAAUAUUUUAUUAAAUAUUGACGAAUGACUAAAAUUUAAUUUUUUCUACGGUAAACACUUCAAGAACAGAUAAAACUUUUCUUUAAAUAUAAUUUCGUAGGUAUGCUCGAGAAAAAUUGUUUCAUUGUAUAAAAAAUUUUAGCAUGUGAACAAUUUCGUAUCAUGUACGUAAUAUAUUAUUUUCAGGCCGAAUUCAAUUAUCAUUUAAGCAUUAUGUUACAAAGUUGUACUGUAAGAUUUGAUGAUUUUAAUAAAUUAUGAUUGAAAAUAUA